Arabis nemorensis is the source of this 834-nucleotide messenger RNA. NCBI's taxonomy places the organism in Eukaryota, Viridiplantae, Streptophyta, Magnoliopsida, Brassicales, Brassicaceae. The record is from the annotation of a GenBank genome assembly.
AUGAAAAGAGAUGAAAUGGGACAUCGAUGUUGUGGGAAACACAAGGUGAAGAGAGGGCUUUGGUCUCCUGAGGAAGACGAGAAGCUUCUUCGAUAUAUCACCACUCACGGGUUGCAAAGAUGUGGGAAGAGCUGUAGAUUGAGGUGGAUAAACUAUCUUAGACCCGACUUGAAGAGAGGUACAUUUAACGCGGAGGAAGAGCAAAUUAUAAUCGAUGUCCAUCGUAUUCUUGGUAACAAAUGGGCUCAGAUUGCUAAGCACUUACCCGGACGCACUGAUAAUGAAGUCAAGAACUUUUGGAACUCAUGCAUUAAGAAGAAGCUUCUUUCUCAAGGCUUAGAUCCUUCUACACAUAACCUCAUGGCUUCACACAAAAGAUCUUCGUCUUCUAAUAAUAAUAAUAUUCCUAAGCCAAGCAAGACUACGUCCAUGAAUAAGAACCCUACUCAUGAUCAAUCAACCACUGCUUUCUCAAUCACAAACAUCAAUCCUCCUACUUCCACUAAACCAAACAGACUCAAAUCUCCUAACCAGAAUCCAAUCCCCUCUCAAACCAUGAUCCCUAUCAAUGACACCAUGUCAAGUCUCUUGGAUGAUGAGAAUAUUAUGAUUCCAAAUUGGUCAAAUGUUGAUGGAAUGGCGAUCCCCGAAGCUCCAAUGUUGUCGAGUGACAAGGCAGCUAUGGUAGUUGAUCAUAAUGAUGAUGACUGUUUCAACAUGGACAUUUUGUUUAAUACUCCUUCUUCCACUUUUGAUCCUGAUUUUGCUUCUCUUUUCUCCUCAGCAAUGUCUAUUGAUUUCAAUCCCAUGGAUGAUCUUGAUUGGACCUUCUAG